Messenger RNA from Cylindrotheca closterium, 1428 nucleotides. The record is from the annotation of a GenBank genome assembly. NCBI's taxonomy places the organism in Eukaryota, Bacillariophyta, Bacillariophyceae, Bacillariales, Bacillariaceae.
AUGUCGGAACACUCCGCCUCGCCUACUUCUACUGAAAAGCGAAGACUCAAUGAGGACACAAUUUCCUCAUUGCCAAGAAAGUCUUUCCAAGUCACUAUGACAGGCGGAAUCAUGUACCAAGGCCACAGUUGCGCCACUCUGGCAACUCAAAAUAGUAGUAGUGACAACGAUGAGAGUUUUCUCGAUGAAGAGUCUCGCCAAAGUAUGGAAAAACUCCAACUCAGUGCCAAGAGACGCCAGGAGCGGGAAGCCCAACUCCGACUUUCCAAAUUCCACGGCGAAGGUGCCAUGGUGGACCCAGAAUCCAAUUGCAAUCCCAUGAACAUCUCUGCCGACUCGACCAUGGACUCUAGCCAACAAGGCUCCAGUGUGCAAGAAUUUGGCGAAUUGGUUUCAGAUGAUGGAAAGAAAGCCACAGAAGAAAAGACAAUCUGUGGGUUUACCAAGAAACAGUUUUGUUUCCUGCUCGUGGCAACUUUUAUUGUAACGCUUGCGGGGGCCAGUAUUCCCACCGUCUUUGUCACAUCCAAAGAGGCCAUUGCCACACAGGCUCCUUCGGUAUCCAUGGUACCCAGUGCCGCACCAUCUCUUUCUAUGGUGCCGAGUGAUCAACCAUCCCUGGUACCAACCAACACCUUUCAGCCUUCCUCUAUCCCCUCGGAUCUACCCUCCACAGUACCCUCCAUUGUUCCUACCGAUACCUACAAGCCCUCUCAACGACCAUCCAAUGUGCCUUCCUUGUCGCUGGUUCCAUCCUCCCAGCCCACCAAUUCCAUGGUGCCAUCCGAAGUACCUUCCAUGGUGCCCACGGACACUCAAUCCCCGAGUCGGGCUCCCACACCUUUGCCAAGUGUGGAACCCUCGCUCAGUAUGGAACCCACCUUUACCCCCAUUGAUCCCAAUUGGCGAUUCAAAUUGAGAUUGCACUGGAGUAAGGACUACUUUUGGCAAGAGGAAACGACCGAACGCUUUUGGUGUUUGGAAUGUGUGCCUUGUGAGGAAUAUGGAAGAGAUGAUGGAUGGAAACAUGGCUGCGAAUCGUAUCCAGAUGGCUCGAAUGGCAAUUGCAAAGCGGGGGAUUCAGUUUGGAUCCGUGACUGCCGCAAGUACGGAAACGAAUACAAUGUACUGCAAAAGCACAAGGCUGGCUUUACCUUGCGAUUGCACAAUACCAAUCUCUGUAUUGAACGAAGGAACAAGCACCUAAUGAUGAAAAAGUGCAACAUUAAUGAUCCGGAUCAACAGUUUGUGGCCUGGGAUGAUUUCAGCAAGUUUGAGCUGAGACCUUUGGAGCAUGCGGGAAGGAAUGAACGAGAAGCGGAUUGUGUCUCGCAACUGCAUCACCCGAAAUCGGACGAGGUGGUGGGAAUGCACAGCUGUUGGUUGUGCCGACACUUUGAGACACGCUACUGGGAAAUUUACAAGUAA